Penicillium pulvis is the source of this 1791-nucleotide messenger RNA. Its product is annotated as CocE/NonD family hydrolase. The record is from RefSeq and is a predicted model, not a curated record. The transcript has 3 exons. Gene Ontology annotation, molecular function: dipeptidyl-peptidase activity. Lineage: Eukaryota; Fungi; Ascomycota; Eurotiomycetes; Eurotiales; Aspergillaceae. Bases 1 to 1791 code for a protein of 596 amino acids.
AUGCCGAAUGAUAUCCGCCAAGACAUCACCUUCAUUGACCGGGAGUCUUUCCCCUACAUCUACGAGCAAAAUGUAACCAUUCCGUUACGUGAUGAGUCGGGCCUUAUUCGCGCGAACGUAUAUCGUCCAAAGGAUAUCGAGAAGGCGCCUGUCCUUGUCACUUAUGGGCCCUAUGGUAAGGAUAUCCAUUACAAAGACUUUCACCCUCAGUCGUACAGCGAAGUCAAUCCAGCCCACCACUCUGAACACUCAGCAUGGGAAACGCCCGAUCCCGCAUUCUGGACCAAAAACGGCUAUGUGGUUGUCCGGGCUGAUGAGCGCGGCACCGGUCAAUCCCCCGGAAAAUUAGAUACAAUGUCUCGAGGAACAAGCGAUGCAUUCUUCGACGUUGUCGAAUGGGCGGCUGAUCAACCUUGGUCCUCGGGUAAAGUCGGUCUCCUGGGAAUCAGCUACUACGCAGGAAGUCAAUGGAGGGUAGCUGCACGACAACCGAAAGGCCUAGCGUGCAUGAUACCAUGGGAGGGAAUGUCGGAUUACUACCGUGACCGCUGUAGGCACGGUGGAAUUCUAUCUAAUACCUUCAUUGACUUCUGGUGGAAUCGACAGGUUGUUUCGAAUCAGUAUGGACGCCCGGGUCGGGCAGCGAGAAAUUGGGGUCCGGAUACCAUCGAGGGUGAUCUCUCUGAAGAAGAGCUUGAGAAGAGUCGACAAGAUCAGACGAUUGAUAACGCUAAUAACUACUUCCGGGAUGAUACUUACUACGCGAGUAAAGAGUAUACGCAAAGGGAUAUUCAGGUUCCAAUGCUUUCGGUUGCUAAUUGGGGUGGCAUAUUGUUGCAUUUACGAGGCAAUAUUGAGGGCUAUACGCAAGCAGGGUCUUCUCUCAAAUAUCUGCGAUUUAUCACAGGGCGUCAUGAUUUACCAUUCUACUACGACGAAGAAGUUGAGGUUCAAAGGAGCUUCCUCGAUGCUUUUCUUAAAGGAGAAGAUCGAUCUGGCUGGUCUACAGGAGAUGCACCAAAAGUUGACUUAAUCCUCCGUAAAGGAGAUGUCGGCUUUAACAACGCAGAAGCUGAGAGGGGCUAUACUCGCCGAAGCGAGAGUGAAUGGCCUAUCGCGCGGACGCAAUAUACCCCAUUCCAUUUAUCGGCAACGAAGACUCUCACCCGUGAGAAGCCAAAGGAAUGCUAUAGCAAACUUUCUUAUCGCGCCUUGGGUACUCUCGACAACCCCGAGGUUAUCCAAUUUGUCACACCGGCAUUUGAAGAGGAAACCGAAAUUACGGGCCAUAUUGUGGCUCAUUUGCAUGUCUCGGUCACAGCAGAGUCUCACCACUCUACUCCACAAGAUAUCGAUCUUUUCCUCACGCUGCGCUAUAUAUCCCCAGAGGGUAAGGAGGUAUUCUAUACCGGCACUGCGGGUGACCCUGUGCCAUUAUGCAAAGGGUGGUUGCGUGUCAGUCUGAGAAAACUCAACAAGGAACAUCCUCGACAUCGAUCUUGGCUCCCUCAUAGAGACUACUUCUCGACGAAUGUUGAGCCUGUGAUUCCAGGCGAAAUCUAUCCUGUGGACGUGGAGAUCUGGCCUACCAAUGUGGUAGUUGAAAAAGGGGGCAAGAUUAUCUUGGAGGUUUCCUCUGGUGAUACACAGGGAUGUGGCUUAUUCAAGCAUAAUUCGCCGACUGAUAGAUCGCCCGAGAAGUUUCAAGGUCGGAAUCAUUUGCACUUUGGCGAGGAGCUUGAGAAUUAUGUGACUUUACCAAUAAUUCCACCACUAUCGACAGACCUGUGA